Molecule: messenger RNA, 4340 nt
Organism: Ixodes scapularis (black-legged tick)
Lineage: Eukaryota; Metazoa; Arthropoda; Arachnida; Ixodida; Ixodidae
Exons: 2
Coding region: 128-4150 (1340 amino acids)
Biological process (GO): DNA integration
Molecular function (GO): zinc ion binding; nucleic acid binding
Source: RefSeq, a predicted model, not a curated record
AAAGACUGCCGUGGGUCUUUGCCCAUCCGGCCCAGCUGACUCUGUCUGGUCCCGGUCUCUACAUGGUGUCAGGAGUGGUUCGCUAGGCUGCCUCCUACGGCAGCGGCCGCGGCGAAGUUCGGAGACCAUGGCUACAGGCAAGCCGGCGGGGUCCGGGGCGGGACCCGUAACAGUGGGCGUGCCAAGCCUACGCCCGCCGCCGCAGUUUGACUUCGGUAACCCCGGAGCAUGGCGACAGUGGCGGCAGCAAUUUGAAGACUACUGCUACGCAUCAGGCCUCUACGCCGCCAGUGACGAAGUUCGUGUGAGGACACUGCUUUACUGCAUGGGACCCAAGGCACGCGACAUCCUGAGCUCGCUGCAAGUGGAAGAGGCGGACUUCAGCGAAUUCAACCACAUCGCCGAAAAGUUCGACGGCUAUUUUAUCCAUCCCGCCAACGAACUGUACGAGAGUGCACGCUUUCAUCGCCGCGUCCAACAAGCCGGUGAGUCGGCCGACUCUUUUUUCACGGUUUUGGGAAACUUCGUAAAAAAAUGCAACUAUCCUUCGCGGGAAGUGGAGGAGCGUUUGAUACGGGACCGCUUCGUGGUCGGUCUUCGAGAUGUCAAGUUGUCAGACAGGCUUUGUCGCAAUCCGAGACUGACACUCGAAGAAGCCCUGAUUCAAGUACGUCAGGCUGAAGAUGCCGAGAGGGAGCGGAGGAUUCGCGAUUCUACCGGAGCCUCGGCGGCAUCUGCCGAAGCGAAGGCGAUAAGCAUCGACGCGGCGAGAGUCACGGGGAACCGCCCACCAAAAACAGCGCGCAACGUUGCCGUAGGGAAUGCGGGUUCUUCGCCGUGCGGGUUCUGCGGACGUGACUUUCAUCCGCGUUCCGAGUGUCCUGCAAGCCGAGCACUCUGCAGCAAAUGCCACAAGAAGGGCCACUUCGCAGCGGUAUGUCGCUCCGGAACGAAGCUCGAGAGGCACAGCAAGAGGCUCGCGUCGGUUGAGCUGGGUGCCGUCAGUUCGGACGGCAGCACUCGGGCGAAGUUCGUCGAGGUGAAAGUCGACGGGAUGCCACUAAGUUUCAAGGUCGACAGCGGGGCCGAAGUCACGGUCAUCCCCAGCACAUUUUCUGGGAUUCCGGCGCGGCUCGAGCCGCCGGACGGACAGCUGACCGGUCCAGCGGGCCAGCCUUUGGAUGUUCUCGGGGCGUUCGUCGCCACGCUUGAAUGGAAGAACAAGACGACCAGGCAGAAGCUCUAUGUGGUCCGGUCCCAGGUUGUUCCGCUCCUGGGAUUUCCGGGUAUCCAGGCGCUCGGCGUGGUCAAGUUCGUCGAGCCGGUGGCAGCCGUCCAGCAAGGAAGGAACGAUACUUCGCCGACGGGGUUGUUCCAAGGGUUGGGUGAGCUCAAAGAAGAGUACAUCAUCCGCCUUCAGCCCGAUGCGAUUCCUUUCUCGCUUCACGUUCCAAGAAGAGUUCCUAUCCCCUUGCGCGACGUUGUGAAGACGGAGUUGGACAAAAUGGAAGCCCAGGGCGUCAUCCGGCGGGUGUCGAAUCCUACGCCGUGGUGCGCGGGAAUGGUCGUCGUGCCCAAGCCGUCCGGCGCCUACCGCAUCUGCGUCGACCUCACGAGGCUGAACAAGGUGGUGCUUCGAGAGCGCCAUAUCCUUCCGACGGUAGACCAGGUCUUGGGACUUCUUGGUGAAGCUCGAGUUUUUUCGAAGCUGGACGCUACAUCCAGUUUCCAUCAAGUGAAGUUGGCCGAAGACUGCCAGGAACUCACGACGUUUAUAACCCCGUUCGGGCGUUACUGUUUCCGCCGGUUGCCCUUCGGGAUUACGUCGGCGCCAGAGUUUUUCCAGCGCCAGAUGAGUUACAUCCUCGAGGGUCAAGAUGGCGUCGUCAACAUGAUAGACGAUGUCCUCGUCUUCGGCCGGGAUAGCGCGGAACACGAUCGCCGACUGGCGGAAGUCUUGGAUCGUCUGGCGAGGGCAGGGCUGACUUUGAACAAGGCCAAAUGCAAGUUUGGCGUCACAAGCGUCGGUUUCCUUGGCGUGAUCGUGAGCGGAAACGGAAUUGCACCAGAUCCGCAGAAGGUGGCAGCCGUGCAGCGUAUGGAACCGCCGGUCGACGUCGGGGGCGUGCGCCGGAUCUUGGGCAUGGUCAACCAUGUGGGGAGGUUUCUGCCACAUCUCUCCGACGUUACAGCACCAAUCCGCGAGCUACUGAACAAGCGGAGUGUUUGGCUCUGGGGUCCAAGCCAGCAAGCGGCAUUCCAGAGACUGAAAGACAUGAUAUCUUCAGACAUCUGCAUGGCCAACUACCACCCAGAACACCCAACCAUCAUAUCUGCGGAUUCCAGCUCGUUUGGACUUGGGGCAGUUUUGAUGCAGGACCAGCCAACGGGUGAACGCCGAGCCGUGGCUUUCGCAUCCCGUGCACUCACGCCAACCGAGCAGAGGUAUAGUCAAACCGAAAAAGAGGCCCUGGCGGUUGUUUGGGCCGUACAACGCUUCGACGAGUACGUCAGAGGUCUGCGAUUCACCGUGGAGACAGACCACCAGCCUUUGACAGCCCUACUGGGAGAAAUGGACGUGGACGUUUUGCCUCCAAGGAUCCAGCGCCUGAGGAUCAAGCUCAUGAGGUACCAGUACAGGAUCUUUUAUGUUCCCGGAAAGCUGUUGGCUACGGCCGACACUCUGUCCAGGGCCCCAUUGACAUCAGCCGUAGAAGCGAGCUCCGUGGAGCUUUACGUGCAGAACGUCAUCCAUUCCAUCCAGGAAGGUUCUCCAGUCAGCCCCGAAGAUGUCCGUCGGCAUCAAGCAUCAGACGGCGAGUGCGUAACGCUGGAGAAGUUCUGCAACCACGGCUGGCCUCAAAGGAACAAGCUUCCCAGCCAUGUCAUGAAGUACUGGAAUUUCCGUGGGGAGCUGAGCGUCUGCGAGGGUCUGCUUCUCAAGGGUGGCCGUCUAGUGAUCCCAGCAGCUCUGCAACCCGAAGUUUUACAGUUGAUACAUGAAGGACACCAGGGGGUGAACAGGUGUAAGGCGCGGGCCCGAGACUCGGUUUGGUGGCCACAUGUUGGACAGCAGAUCGAGGCCAUGGUGCAAACGUGCGACCGCUGUGCAUCUACCAGGACGCAACGAGCGGAACCCCUGCUGCCAACGCCUCCGGUGGACCUGCCAUGGAAACAGGUGGGAGCGGAUUUGUUUCAUCUGGACGGGCAGGAUUUUCUUUUACUUGUGGACUACCACUCUCGUUACCCAGAAGUUGUAACAUUAAGAAGUACGUCAAGCCAGGCUGUGAUUGCAGCGGUCAAGAGUUCCAUGGCUCGGUUCGGUAUACCGGAAGUACUAAGAAGCGACAACGGGCCACAGUUUUCUUCACAUGACUUCGCAAGUUUCGCAAGAGACUAUGGUUUUCAGCAUAUCACUAGUAGCCCCGGCUACCCCCAAUCGAAUGGGGAGGUGGAACGCGCUGUGAGAACCAUUAAGGACCUUUUCCGCAAGAGCGACGAUGUCUUUUUGGCACUGUUGUCAUACCGGGACACCCCAGGCGUUUCAGGUUUCAGCCCGGCGCAACUGCUGAUGGGGCGGCGUCUGCGUUCUCGGAUGCCGAGGGCCAAGGAGAAGCUGCGUCCUGAGGUGCCGGCCCUGGGUGCCUUCCAAGAGAGGGACAGUGCGGCGAGGCGGCAGCAGGCAGUGGACUUCAACCGUCGCCAUGGUGUGCAGGUGCUUCGAGACCUCUCGCCUGGAGAGGAGGUCUGGGUAACCGAUGCUCAGUGCUCUGCUCGGGUGCUCAACGGUGCGCAGCGUCCACGUUCCUAUGUCGUGGAAACUCAACGGGGCAUGCUACAGCGAAACCGGCGACACCUGGUGCCUUACGGUGCUCACGCUCCUGGGGCUCCAGUUCCUGGGGAGCCUGUGGCUGGUUCUGCAGUUCCUGGGGAGCCGGUUGCUGAUCCUCCGAUUCCCGAGGAGGCUUUGGCUGGUCUUCAAGCCCCGCCUUCAGAGACGCCGGCUGAGCCGCAACAGCGACGAUCGGCAGCGACGAGUGCAAACCCAUGGGUGAACGGAAGUUCGACAUCAGGGGACUUCAGGCAGCACGAGCAUCGCUGCACAAGAUCAGGGCGACGGGUUAUUCCGCCUGUGAGACUGGACUUGUGAUUGUUGGUCUAGUUAAGAGAAGGGCAUCCUUCUGGAAGGGGGGAUGUAGUGUUGUUUGUUAUCGUCAGGGGUCGCUCUUAACACGACUAACACUAAUUCUAACAUACUAUCAUAGAGGGCGCUGCCUCACUGUUGCGUUUGUAUAUAUUCUGUGAAUAAAGACUGCCGUGGGUCUUUGCCCAUCCGGCCC